Messenger RNA from Apis cerana (Asiatic honeybee), 3548 nucleotides. It is a transcript of the gene par-6, whose product is annotated as partitioning defective protein 6. Gene Ontology annotation, biological process: centrosome cycle. The record is from RefSeq and is a predicted model, not a curated record. NCBI's taxonomy places the organism in Eukaryota, Metazoa, Arthropoda, Insecta, Hymenoptera, Apidae. Gene Ontology annotation, molecular function: protein binding.
CUAAAAAAUUUAUAGUGAAUUAGCUAAGUUACUAUAUGUUUAACUAGAAUCUACAAAUCGGCAACGCUGUUGCUACAAAUAUCUGACAAAAUUUCUGAUGAAAUAUAAUUAACGUUUUUCUAAAAAAAUUGUUAUAAAUAUAGCCAUAAUAUUUAAUUUAUGUUCAACACAGCUUAUACUUAAGAAUCGGUUGCGGUCAAGUACAUUCUACUAAACAGGUGCUUUGACGUCACGUCAUCGUAUUUGUGAGUUGUAGAUUUACUUCGAAAUUAAACUAAUUUCAAAUUAAAGAUCAUGUCUAAAAGUAAGCAUCAUCAAGUCGAUAGUAAUAUUGUAGCAGUAAAGAGUAAAUUUGAUGCAGAUAUAAUAAGAUUUUCAGUCAAUCGUAAUGAUACAAUUAAUUAUGAGGAUUUUAGAAAGUUAUUAGCUGAGCGACAUGAUAUUGGUCCUGAUUUAAGUUUUUUAAUAUGGUAUACUGAUCCAACUGAUGGUGAUUUAUUACCAAUUAAUAAUGAUAAUAAUUUAGCAAGGGCAUUACUUGCUGCAAAACCACUGCUUAGAAUAUUUAUUCAAAGAAUAAAGGGAGAUGGAUUAGAAGAUAUAAAUGGAUAUGGAACAAUAAAACCAAAAAAUUUAAUAUCAAGUAUUCUUGGUGGUACACCUGGCAAACCAAAAUCAUUAGCUAUAUCUAAUCCUCAUGAUUUUAGGCAGGUAUCAGCAAUAAUUGAUGUAGAUAUAUUGCCAGAAACUUGUCGUCGAGUGCGUUUAUUAAAACAUGGUUCUGAUAAACCAUUAGGAUUUUAUAUUAAAGAUGGAGAAAGUUUUCGAAUAUUGCCACCAUCUGCUGGAGGUGGUAUUGAAAAAGUUCCAGGUGUAUUUAUAAGUAGAUUAGUACCAGGUGGUUUAGCUGAAAGUACAGGACUUCUGGCAGUAAAUGAUGAAGUUCUUGAAGUAAAUGGUAUAGAGGUUGCUGGAAAAACUCUAGAUCAAGUGACAGAUAUGAUGAUUGCCAAUUCUUCAAAUCUCAUAAUCACAGUGAAACCAGCAAAUCAACGAGCAGCAUUAACUGCUCCAAGACGAGGAUCAUUUUCACGUAAUAGUCAAUUGUCCUCUGGAAGUCAUCAGUCUACGCAAAGUGCUGCAACUGGUAGUGAUGAAGAUGCAGAUGAAAUUGUAGACUUAACAGGUGUAACAUUACAAGAUGAUGCAGCAACAUCUACUUCUACUGCUCAACAUCAUCAUUUUCAUCAUCAUCAUCAUCAUCAUCAAAAUCAUUUUGAUCAAGGUGUUUUACAUUUAUAAGUAACAAAAAUAUAAAAUUCUACUUUUUAUAUUACAUCAUACUCGUUGAAUAUUAAUUCAAAUAUUCAUUUACAAAAAAAAUAUAUAGAAAUAUGAAAAUAACAUGACAAUAAGAGAUAAAAUAAUGAAAUAAAUGAAGCAUUAUAAAGUCUGAUAGCUACAUUUUACAUAAUUGAAUAAUAAUUUAAUUCAUUUAAAUAAAUAAAUUAAUAUAAAAUUUAUAUGAAAUGAAUAUUUUAAAAAGAUUCAUUAUUUUUUUUUAAUUUAAUACAUUUUUCAUUAAAGUUAUUCUUUAAUAUUACAAAUUAAUUUUGCUAAAUCAUUAUUAUGAAAAAAUUUUUAAUGUGUAUCUUUUAAAUUGAAAUAUGUUUCAUAUACAAAAUAGAUUGAUAUGAAAGAGAAACAAAAUGAAGAAUUAUUUUAUAGAUUAGAAUUAAAUUUUUUUUAAAUAAAAUUUAUAUAAUAAUUUGUAUAUCUUAUUUUAAUAUUUUUUGUAAAUUAAUAUAAAUAUUAUAUAUAAAAAGUAUUAAAACAAUAAAUUUAUUUGAAGAAAAAUAAAACAUGAUAUGAUAUGAUAAAUGGAAAGUAGAAUAUUAAAAUUAAAAAAUAUUAAAAUUAGAAAAUAAAUUAUUCAUACUUUUAGUCAAAAACAAAACAUCUUGAAAAUGAAAACUUUUUAAUCUUUUUAUGUGAAAUAUUCAGACAAAUUAUAUAUAUUUUUCAAUAAUUCUUUUAUUAUAUUCUUUUAUUAUUAUAUUUUAUAUACAUUCAAUAUUAAAAUAUUCAUAUCAAUUUUCAAAAUAGAUUAAUCAAAGAAAUGUGUGUGUGUGUGCGUGCGUGCGUGCGUGUGUGUGUGUGUGUGUGUGUGUGUGUACAUAUUGUGUUGAGAAAACAUUUUAAAAAUAUUGAAAUAAUAUUUGUAGUACUUAAUAUAUAUAAAAUGUACUUAAAUUUUACUUAAUGAAAUGAACUGCAAAUAUGAAGAUUUAAAUUUUAAUAUAUAAAGUUUUUACAAAAUUAUGUUUUAUCAUUCUCAUCAAUUUGAUAAUUUGCAAUCUGUUAUUACUUAAUAAUUAAUAUUAAAAUUAUUAUUUUAUGAUACAUUAUAUUUUUAAUUAUUUUUUUAUGUAUAUAUAAUACAGAUAAUAAAAUUAGAUAAUUUAAUUUAUCAUUAAAAAUAGAGGAAUUUUUAAAAAUGAUGAUCGAAAUGUAUAUAAAUCAUCAAAGUGAAAUUCUAAUAUGAAUAUUUAAUUUCAAAUUGAAAAAGUAAAUAUAAUAUAAAAAGUAAAAAAAAAAUAAUUGAGUGGCCUUAUAUUUACAUUUUAUACAUUCCAAAUAUUUUUUAUAAUACAAAUAUACAAAACUGAGAAUACUCCUAUUGCAAUGUAUUCAAAAACACGUCUAAUUUUAUAUCUAUUCUGUUUAAAGAAUGUUGAAGUUUUUGAAUUUUAAUUCCAGUUUUAUAAAUGUUAUUUGUUAUCUGAUUGAAUACUAGAUAUUAAAAUAUGUAUUUUACAAGUUAUAAAAUCCUUUAAUAUUACAAAAUAUAUUUAUAGAUAUGUAAAAUGUACUUUCUUUAUAUAUUUAUCAUUGUUUCAUACAUAAAUAUAAAAAAUGGAUUGUGAUAAAUCGUAUAUGGCAUUCCAUUUAUAUAGUAUUUUUGUAGUGCAAAAAAAAUAUAUAAUGCUUCAUAUAAAAUAUAAUAAAUAUUUAAUUAAAAAGAAAACAUUUUUAGUCUUAAAUAUUAUAUAUAUUAUUAAUGUGCAUAUAUAUUAAUUACAUUUUUUCAAUUAAAUUGACAAAAAUACAUACAUCAUAAUAGAGAAAUAUUUCACUAUAUAAUAUAACACAAUUAUAUAAAUUGAUUUAAAUAUAUAUAAAAAAUUAUGAAAAUAUAUAAUAUAUAUAAUUAUUUUAGUUAUUAAAUUAAAAAAGUUUAUUUUUGUAAUAUUUUUUUCAUGUAUAAUUUUACUUGGUUUAUUUUUAUAUUACUUGAUUUGAUUUUAUAUUAAUUACUACAAACAUAAACGAAAAAAAAAUAUGUGAAAUAUAUUUUAUAGAAAUUUCAUUUAUAAAAACAAGAACUUUUUCGUAAGAGAAAAUAGAUAUAUACACAAGUAAUGUUUUGUCAAUUAUACAGUAAAUAAUGUAGUGAUAUACAUGUAUGUGUUUAUAAAUUGUAUAUAUAUAUAUGUUUUAACAAUCUAUAUAUAAUAUUUUAUACUUAAAUAUACAUAUUAUAUAAA